AAGGAAGUAAGAUGACAAAAGAGUAGACCCAAGAAAUAAGUUCUUCAUUUUACCAAGUCUCCCUUCUCAUUAUCUUCUUCACACACCACUUUCCAUGAUCACUUCUUCAUAUACAUGAAAUACUUAUAAGUCAUAAUUCAUCACUCAGCUCUUACUAUUCCAUUUGCCUUAUUCACUUGCCAUAAGUUCAUAAACAUACAUGUUGUAAAUAUUCUUUUGCUAUUAUAAAGACAAUUGGUUCCAACAUGUCAGGAGAAUCAGAUUGUAAGAGUUUAUGUGACCUGGUCAUGGACCUCCAAGCAUCUGCUGAUGAGGUUUCUUCUCUAGCCAAAGAAUCCGUGAUUUCGACUGAUUUCUCAUUGAUCAUAGACAAAUUACCUCCAGUUCUCAUGGAUAUAAAGAAGAACAAGCUAAUGGACACCCCCCCUAUUCUUAAGGCCUUGGAAGCCUUAGAGACCGAGCUGAGACGUGCCAAGGCCUUGAUCACAAGCCCCAAGGGCGAGUCCUUGCACGUCAAGCAAAUCCAACAAGUGACUCAGAAUCUUGGAAGAUCAUUAGGCCUUGUCCUGUUUGCAGGACAUGAUAUUCUGGUUGAUGGGAAGGACAACAUAAGGUCUUUGCAGAAGGAGAUGAUGAAUGCGCGGUUUAGCAGUGAUGCUAUCAGCUCUUAUGACUCUAAAUCCGAGGAGAUUGUGGAAGAGUUUGGGACAGAGGAGGAGUCAGAGAAUGAAAUAGUGCAGGAGACUGAAAGCUGUGUCAGUAUUGAGGAUGUUGUGAUGCAGGUUAAGUACGGCGAUGAUGAUGAAUUCAGAUAUGCCAUUUUGGGAUUGUAUUCUUUGAUUAGUGAUAAUAAGGUCAGUGAUGAAUGGAUUAAUGAUGAAGGGAUUAUUCCUGUUCUGUUUAAUCGCUUGGGUUCCAGUAAGCCUUACAACAGAUUGACCAUAAUUCGGAUCCUAAGAACACUAGUCGCGUACAAUGAUCAGAACAAGGAGAAGAUGGUAGACAUAGCGCAUUUGUCAACGCUAGUGAAGUCAUUGACACGGGAUCUUGAGGAGCAGAAGGAGGCCGUGGGGUUACUGUCCACGCUCUCUGAUGUAUCAGCGGUGAGGAGAAGGAUUGGGAGGAUCCAGGGGUGCAUUGUUAUGCUGGUGGCUAUUUUUAAUGGAGAUGAUCAAGUUGCUUCGCGUGAUGCAGGAAAACUGCUAAAUACUUUGUCAAACAAUACUCAGAAUGCUCUGCAUAUGGCAGAGGCUGGUUACUUUAAGCCUCUGGUUCAGUACCUAAAGGAAGGUUCGGACAUGAGCAAGAUUCUUAUGGCAACUGCGCUUUCAAGAAUGGAACUCAGAGAUCAAACAAGAGCGUCAAUAGGAGAGAAUGGGGCGAUUGAACCUCUUGUCAAGAUGUUUAAAGAGGGCAAGUUGGAAGCUAAACUGUCCGCUUUGAGUGCACUGCAAAACCUGUCAAGCUUGAAAGAGAACACGAGUCGAUUGAUCACUUCAGGUAUUGUAGCAUCCCUCCUGCAGCUCCUGUUCUCAGUGACAUCUGUCCUAAUGACUUUACGUGAGCCAGCAUCAGCUAUUCUUGCACGAAUUGCCAAGUCAGAAUCGGUCCUUGUUAACAAGGAUAUCGCUCUUCAAAUGCUCUCACUUCUCAAUCUUUGUAGCCCGGCUAUUCAGUAUCAUCUGUUGAAAGCACUAAACAGCAUUUCUGGACACCCUAGUGCAUCAAAAGUCAGAAGGAAGAUGAAGGAAAAUGGUGCAUUUCAGCUUCUGCUGCCUUUCCUCGUAGAAUCAAGCACUAAGAUCAGGACUGCUGCCUUGAAAUUCAUGUACACUCUUUCUAAAGAUUCAGCCGAGGAAUUGUCAGAGCAGGUGGGAGAAACUCAUCUCAGCACCAUAAUAAAUAUCAUCUCUUCAUCAAAAUCUGAAAAAGAAAAGUGUGCAGCUAUCGGUAUCAUCAGUAACUUGCCUGCCAGCGAAAAGAAAGCCACAGAUACGCUUAAAAGGGCAAAUUUACUACCAGUUCUAAUUGCCAUAGUCGACUCAAGCCAAGGAAUACUAACGAAUGCAAUGUCCAGGUUAUUUGAAAGCAUAUCAGCUAUACUAAUUCGCUUCACUAUAUCUUCUGACAAGAAGCUACAGCUUUUUUCUGCUGAAAACGGGAUUAUUCCAGUGCUAGUGAAGUUACUGUCAACGGGAUCAUCACUCACCAAGUGUAAUGCUGCAACAGCUCUAGCUCAAUUAUCACAGAAUUCGGUUUCCUUGAGAAAAAUAAGAAAGCCGAGUUGGUUAUGUGGCACAAGUGCAGGAGCUGCGUUUUGUGAAGUCCAUAAUGGUAACUGUUUCGUCAAAACUACUUUCUGCUUGAUUAAAGCAGAAGCAAUUCGUCCGCUUAUCCAAAUACUGGAAGGUAAAGAAAGGGAAGCCGAUGAAGCAGUUCUGGGAGCACUUUCGACACUUCUGCAAGAUGAAAUACUGGAAUCAGGAAGCAAUUAUAUUGCAAGACAAUCCGGUGUCCAGGCCAUUAUAAAAGUUCUGGAGUUUGGGACAGUAAAGGCUCAACAAAAAGGGUUAUGGAUGCUGGACAGAAUUUUCAGAACUGAGGUUCACAGAAUGGAGUAUGGUAAUUCUGCUCAAGUGGUACUAAUAGAGCUUGCCCAGAAGGGUGAUCUGAAAUUAAAACCCACAGUGGCUAAACUAUUGGCCCAGCUCGAGCUCUUGCAACCUCAAUCUAGUUACUUCUAAAGAUUUGUGCAUUAAGAAAGAUGAAAGAAUGAUUCAUUGUUCAUUUUAUUUAUACAUGGUUUUGUUAGAUUUUAAUAGUUUAUUUGUUUGCUUUGAGAACUUCUACUAUGUGUACUAGAAAUGAUCAAAUAUCCUUUGUAAGUAAAGCAUGAGUGGAGAAAAGAAAUGUUCCUACCUGUUUCGAUGAUGCAAA
Messenger RNA from Daucus carota subsp. sativus, 2937 nucleotides. RefSeq names its product U-box domain-containing protein 44. The coding region runs from base 246 to 2744 and encodes 832 amino acids. Lineage: Eukaryota; Viridiplantae; Streptophyta; Magnoliopsida; Apiales; Apiaceae. The transcript is spliced from 3 exons. Gene Ontology annotation, molecular function: protein binding. The record is from RefSeq and is a predicted model, not a curated record.